AUGAACACGGGAAAACUCGAGGUUUGCCACAACGCAAGCUACAAGGACGACUUGAGCUUCAAUGUUCGAUUGAACAUGUUGACGCUGAAGAUCAUCGGAAGCUGGCCGAGAUCUCUGGAUCAUACCUGGCUCGAAACGAUCGAGCACGUGUUCCUGAAUCUUCUCGGCCACGGUCUGCUCGCGUUCAUCCUGGUCCCGGGUAUCAUAUGCCUCACCAUCGAGAUCUCGAACAUUUACGACAAAAUGGAGGUGGCCGCGGCGCUCAGCUUCUUCGUGAUGGCCGUGAUGAAGUAUUUCAUUUUCAUGAUCCGCGAGCCUGACAUACGUAAAUGCGUGAACCUGAUGGAGAACGACUGGAGGAACGUGAAACACCGCGAGGACCGCGAGAUCAUGCUGGACAACGCGAACUUCAAUCGCCGACUUACCGUGAUCUGCGGCCUUUUCAUGUACGGAGGGGUGGUUUUUUAUUACAUCGCUCUGCCGCUCACACGACCGAAGAUCGUUGAAGAGGGUGGCAACCUGACCUACACGAGACUGGUUUACCCUUUUCCACCGACAAUCGCCGACGCGCGUCGCAGGCCAAUCAAUGAAAUUUGCUACGCGAUGCAGAUACUGUCUGGCUUCAUUGCUCACAAUGUCACGGUCGCAGCCUGCGGAUUGGUCGCCCUCCUCGCGAUGCACGCCUGCGGCCAGUUACAGGUUUUAAUGGCUUGGCUGGAGAAACUGGUGGAUGGAAAGGAGGAUGACGUUGAGACUCUGCAUCAAAGAUUGGCCAACGUCGUGGAGCAACACGUUCGGGUGAUCAACUUCAUAUCUCUCACAGAAGAUGUCCUGAGCGAGAUAUCGUUGAUAGAAGUCGUAGGAUGCACUAUAAAUAUAUGUUUCCUUGGAUAUUAUUCGAUGACGGAAUGGGACUCGAAGCAUCCUCUUAAAGGUUUCGCGUACAUAAUACUGCUCACGUCCGUCACGUUCAACAUUUUCAUAUUCUGUUACAUCGGCGAGCUCUUGGCGGAGAAGGUACAUGCAUGGUGUUUGCAAAGUAGCAUUUUCAAUGAUAAGAUAAUUAUAAAAAAAAUAAAAUACGAUGAUGAAAUACUUUGCCAGACUGUAAAGAUCAGCGAGAAGUCUUACAUGAUCGAUUGGCAUCGAAUGCCCUGGCAGGACAGCCUCGGCAUGGCUUUGAUAAUUUCGAUGUCUCGUUCGACCAACAAGAUCACUGCUGGCAAAAUUAUCGAACUUUCCAUCAACAGUUUCGGCAGUGUAAGCGUCUCACGAAUAUCUGAAAUAUUUUACUUCGCUACGAACGUUCAGACAUCAAGCAUGCAAAAGUCAGGCACGAAUAUCGAGAAAUGCGGCACAACAGACUGCGAGAAACAUAUGAAUCUAAGUAUCCAGUGGAAUCGUUGGCUAUUGAAACCGAUGGGCCUAUGGCCGUGCUCGAAUCCCAUUUCAAGAUUCAGACAGUAUCUGUAUUGGCUCAUAAACAUCGUCUGUUACAGUCUGAUCAGUUUCCUAUUUAUACCGUGCAGCUUGUUCGUCGUAUUCGAGAUCGAGGACACUUAUGGUAAACUGAAGCAAUUCGGCCCGCUGAUAUUCUGUGUGAUGGCGUUCGUGAAAUAUUACACACUGAUUAUACACAAGGCUGACAUCAAUGAAUGCGUGGAACGAAUCAAAUGGGACUGGAAGAACACGACGAACGACAGUGAUCGCGAGAUCAUGAUAAUGAACGCGAAUUUCGGACGCAAGCUGAUCAUCGUCUGUACGUUCUUCAUGUACAGCGGCUUCGCCUUUUAUUACAUCGCCAUACCAAUCAGCGUAGGCAAAAUAGCAACGGAGAAUGAUAAUGUUACCUUCAUCCCACUGGUGUUCCCUUUCUCGAGACACGUCGCCGACACGCGUUACAGUCCCGCGAACGAGAUUGUCUUUUCCAUUCAAUUGCUGGCUGGUUUCCUGAUGCAUGGUAUAACGUCGGCGGCUUGCAGUUUAGCAGCUUCUUUCGCCGUUCACACUUGCGGCCAAAUGCAGGUGUUGAUGAACUGGCUGAAGCAUCUGAUAGACGGCCGAACGGACAUGAGCGAACGUUUGGAUGAUAGAAUCGCUGAUAUCGUGAGACAGCAUGUCCGAAUCCUGAAAUUUCUGACGCUUACAGAAAGAACGAUGCAACAAGUCUCCUUCGCCGAGUUUCUAGGAUGCACGCUGGAUAUAUGUCUCGUUGGGUAUUACGUAAUCAUGGUACAAUGUCUCAUGAAUUUGCUUCAUUAUCUUAGAUUAGAAUUGAAAUCGAACGAUGUCACAAGCGCCGUAACUUACAUGAUUUUACUUGUAUCACUUACAUUCAAUAUUUUCAUAUUUUGUUACAUAGGUGAAAUGGUCGCUGACGAGUGUAGGAAAAUCGGCGAAAUGUCGUACAUGAUCGAGUGGUACCGAUUGCCAGGGAACAAGAAGCUAUGUUGCGUUUUAAUCAUCGCUAUGUCGAAUUGUUCAAUAAAAUUAACAGCUGGGAACAUCGUAGACCUGACGAUCAGCACGUUUACCGAUACGAGCAUUCGAACAUCAAGCAUGCAAAAGUCAGAGAUGAACAUGAAAUCAUCCCGCUUGAUAGACUACAAUUACGAGGAAUACGUGAAUUUGAGUAUCAAGUGGAGUCGUUGGCUACUGAAACACCUGUGUCUUUGGCCGUAUUCAAAUCCCAUUUCAAGAUUCAGGCAAUACCUACACCGGCUGAUAAACAUCAUCUGUUACACUAUACUCAGUUCUCCCUUUGUAUUCUGCAGCACGUUCAUUUAUUUCGAGGUGGACGAUAUUUACAAUAAACUGAAACAAUCCGGCCCGCUGGUUUUCAGUACGAUGGCGUUCAUGAAGUAUUACUUCAUGGUCGUUCACAGGGCUGACAUCAGCGAAUGUGUGGAGCGAAUCAAAUGGGACUGGAAGAACACGACGAACGACAGUGACCGUGAGAUUAUGAUAGCGAACGCGAACUUCGGACGAAGAUUAGUAGUCAUCUGCACGUUCUUCAUGUACAGCGGCUUCGUCUUUUAUAACAUUGUCAUACCUUUUAGCGUGGGCAGAGUAACAGCGGAGGAUGCGAAUGUUACCUUCGUUCCACUGAUAUUCCCUUUCACGAGCUACGUUGCUGACGCGCGUUACAGCCCUCUGAACGAGAUCGUUUUCUCUGUUCAAGUGUUGGCUAGCUAUCUGAUGCACAGUGUAGCGUCGGCGGCUUGCAGUUUAGCAGCUGUCCUCGCCGUUCACACUUGCGGUCAAAUGCAGGUGUUGAUGAACUGUCUGAGGCAUCUGAUAGACGGCCGAUCCGACAUGAGCGAACGUGUAGAUGGCAGAAUCGCUGACAUCGUGAGCCAACAUGUACGAGUCUUGAAGUAUGUAAUUGUUUAUUGUUUCACCGUGGCGUUUAAUUUUUUUUUGGCACUUCCCUGCCUUUCCUCCUAUUUUGACCAUGAUGAUGGAAAAAACGCUGCAACAAAUUUCGUUCGCCGAGUUUCUGGGAUGCACGCUAGAUAUAUGUCUCAUUGGAUAUUACGUGAUCAUGGUAUACUCUGUUCUUUUGUAAGCUUGAGAGACCGAAGUCUGCACUCGAUGAUCCCAGAUUUCAAAUCUGAAUUUGAAUUGAAGUCGAACGACGUGACGAACGCCGUAACAUACAUGAUUUUGCUUGUAUCGUUUACGUUCAAUAUUUUCAUAUUUUGUUACAUAGGCGAAAUAGUGGCUGAAGAGUGUAGGAAAGUCGGUGAAAUUUCGUACAUGAUCGAGUGGUAUCAGCUGUCAGGGAACAAGAAGCUGUGCUGCGUUUUAAUCAUCGCCAUGUCGAAUUGUUCGACGAAAUUAACAGCUGGAAAUAUCGUGGAAUUGUCCAUAAGCACUUUUUCUGACUGUUGGGACGAGCAUUCAAGCAUCGAGCAUGCAAAAGUCAAAGUUCAACAUCGAAACAUCUCGUUCGAUAGACUACGAGCACGAGGAACACGUGAACCUGAGUAUCCAAUGGAAUCGUUUGUUUCUGAGACCCAUUGGCCUCUGGCCGUAUUCAAAUUCAAGAUUCGAACAGUACCUCUACUGGUUCAUAAAUAUCAUCUGUUACAGCCUGCUCAGCUUUCGCUUGAUAUCCUGCGUUUUGUUCAUGUACUACGAGGUGAGAGAUACGUACAUUAUACUGAAACAGUCCGGGCCGCUGAUUUUCUGUGUGAUGGGCAUCGUGAAAUAUUGCACGUUGAUCGAUCACAAGUCUGACAUCAGCGAAUGCGUGGAGCAAAUCAAACUGGACUGGAAGAACACGACGAAUAACGAGGAUCGCGAGAUCAUGAUAGCGAGCGCGAAUUUCGGACGGAAAUUGGCGAUCCUCUGUACCUUCUUCACGUACAGCGGCUUCAUCUUCUACAAUAUCGUUAUACCGAUCUCGCGGGGCAAAGUAACGGCAGAAGAUGCGAAUAUCACCUUCAUACCACUGGUGUUCCCUGUGUCGAAAUACGCUGAUGCACGCUACAGCCCUAUGAACGAGAUCAUUUUUUCACUUCAAGUGAUGGGCAGCUCGCUGAGUUACAGCGUAGCAUCGGCGGCUUGCAGUUUAGCAGCUGUCCUCGCCGUUCACACUUGCGGUCAAAUGCAGGUGUUGAUGAACUGGCUGAAUCAUCUGAUAGACGGCCGGCCAGACAUGAGCGAACGUGUGGAUGGCAGAGUCGGCAACAUCGUGAGACAACAUGUUCGAAUCCUCAAAGAAAACGCUGCAACAGAUAUCUUUCAUCGAGUUCCUGGGAUGCACGUUAAUCAUAUGUCUGAUCGGAUAUUACCUGAUCGUGGUACAGUGUUUUUCACGAGCUUUGCUUUAAGAUCGAGAUCUAACGAAUUAACGUCGAAUGAUGUCACGAGCGUCGUUACUUACCUGAUUUUAUUUUUAUCAUUUACAUUAAAUAUUUUCAUAUAUUGUUAUAUAGGCGAGAUUGUUGCCGAAGAGUGUAGGAAAAUCGGCGAAAUAUCGUACAUGAUCGAAUGGUAUCGAUUGUCAGGAAAUAAGAAGUUGUGUUGCAUUUUGAUCAUCGCUAUGUCGAACUGCUCAACACAAUUAACAGCUGGAAACAUCGUCAAACUGUCUAUAAGCACUUUUUCAGAAUAUCAGAGGUGCACUCGAGCUCUAAUGAUGCAACAAUUAGAAACAAAGAGCGCGUCGUGCCUCACGACGACGGAUCACGACUACAAGGAGAACGUGAAUUUAAGCAUUCAGUGGACCCGUUGGAUUUUGAAACUGAUCGGCGUCUGGCCAAAUGCCACCAACGCCUGCGUAGCAAAGAAAUACUUCUCUCGCCUGAUAAAUGCCAUUUGCUACAGCCUGAUCUGUUUCCUCUUAAUCCCUUGCAGCCUUUACUUGGUCCUCGAGAUCAAAGACGUUUACAACAGGAUCAAAUUAUUCGGCCCGUUGAGCUUCUGCGUGAUGGCGUUCCUGAAAUAUCAUCUUCUGAUCCUUCACGAGGGCGACAUUCGCGAGUGCGUGAAACGCAUCGAAUGGGACUGGAAGAAUAUCACGUACAUUCAGGAUAGAGAGCUCAUGAUAACGUACGCGAAUUUCGGCAGAAAGUUAGUCGUUAUCUGCGCGUUCUUCAUGUACAGUGGUUUCGCCUUUUAUUACAUCGCCAUACCUAUCAGCGUCGGGAGAAUCCUCGCGCAGGAUGCCAACGUGACGUUCAUCCCCGCGGUGUUCCCUUUCUCCAGAUUCAUUAUAGAUACUCGAUACAGCCCCGUGAACGAGAUUGUGUUUUCCCUGCAACUGAUGGCCGGCUGUCUGAUGCACAGCAUAACGUCGGCGGCUUGCAGUCUGGCCGCCGUGUUUGCCGUGCACACUUGCGGUCAGAUGGAGGUGUUGAUGAACUGGCUGAAACACUUGAUCGACGGUCGGUCAGACAUGUACAACAGCAUCGACAACAGGAUCGCCAGCGUCGUGAGACAACACGUUCGUAUACUGAAGUUUCUAGCGCUUACAGAGAAGUCGUUGAAACAGGUGUCUUUCGUAGAAUUCUUAGGUUGCAUGUUAAACAUAUGUCUUCUUGGUUACUACGUUCUUAUGGAAUGGAGUUCCAGUCAUUUAACUAGCGCUAUAACAUUCUUUAUAUUGCUGAUAUCACUGACGUUCAACAUCUUCAUAUUCUGUUACAUAGGCGAGCUAGUAGCGGAACAGUGUAAAAAAAUUGGAGAGACAUCGUACAUGGUCGACUGGUAUCGAUUAACAGGGAACAAAAAGCUCUGUUUCGUACUAAUAAUCUCAAUGGCCAAUUCGUCGAUGAAAUUGACAGCUGGAAACAUGGCUGAACUGUGCCUAACUACCUUCAGCGACUCCGUCAUGACGAAGCGUGAGCACGAGAGAAACUUGAAGCUGAGUAUUCAGUGGAACCGUUGGUUGCUAAUACCGAUCGGUGUUUGGCCGAAUUUGCGUAAAUCGAUAGUGGGGAAAUACUUCUCCUGGCUGGUUAAUAUCAUUUGCUUCGGCUUAAUCGGCUUCAUGCUCGUGUCCUGUGGCCUGUUCCUGAUCAUGGAGGUGAAACAAGCGUACAAUCAAAUCAAAAUGAUCGGCCCACUGAGCUUCUUCACCAUGACGUUCAUGAAGUACUAUCUGUUGAUACUUCACGAGGGUGACAUUCGCGAGGGCGUGAAACGCAUCGAAUGGGACUGGAAGAACAUCGAGCACCAAGAGGACAAAACCAUCAUGACAGAGAACGCGACUUACGGAAGGAGAUUAGUAACAAUCUGCACCUUCUUCAUGUACAGCGCUUUUGCGUUUUAUUACCUCGUCGUGCCAAUGAGCAUGGGAAGAGUCGUCGCCGAGGCUGGGAAUUUCAGUUUCAUCGCGUUGCCAUUUCCCGCGUCCAGCUUGAUCGCCGAUACGCGUCGCAGCCCCAGUAACGAGAUCAUCUACUCCAUCCAAGUCGUGACAGGUGUGGUGAUGCACGCUAUAACGUCGGGAGCUUGCAGCAUCGCCGCCGUGUUCGCCGUGCACGCUUGCGGUCAGAUGCAAGUGCUGAUGAACUGGCUGGGUCAUUUGGUUGACGGUCGGUCCGACAUGAGCAACACCGUGGAAGGAAGAAUGGCCACGAUCGUUACCCAACACAAUCGGGUACUGAAAUUUGAAAAUGCGACAUUCGGUUCGUUCACAUGUUACACCGAUCGUAAUUCAUAUCAAUCAAUUUUCAGAUUUAUGACACUCACCGAAAGAGCGAUUCAACAAAUAUCGUUCGUAGAAUUUUUGGGCUGCAUGGCGAAUAUGUGCCUCCUCGGCUACUAUGCUAUAGUGGUACGCACGCGACGAAACAUGCACGCGAUUCUGCCAGAAUGGAAUCCAAAAGACUUAAUGCUCACGAUAACUUAUCUGUCCCUAAUCAUAUCGCUCACCUUCAAUAUUUUUAUAUUUUGUUACAUAGGCGAACUAGUCGCCGAACAGUGUAGAAAGGUUGGCGAAAUGACGUACAUGAUCGACUGGUAUCGAUUAUCAGGCAAAAAGAAACUUGGGUGCAUUCUAAUCAUUGCCAUGUCCAAUUCGUCAAUGAAAUUCACAGCAGGGAAUAUGAUUGAAUUAUCUAUCAACACGUUCAGCGACGAUGAAAGCAUGACGACAAGGAUGAAGGCCGUUAGUCUAAUAAAUCACUGGCUGAUGCGUGGAUUGGAUUACUAUUGUCUAUUGACGAGAAUAAUGCGAGCUAAUACGCGAAGAACUUGA
Messenger RNA from Heterotrigona itama, 7711 nucleotides. Lineage: Eukaryota; Metazoa; Arthropoda; Insecta; Hymenoptera; Apidae. The record is from the annotation of a GenBank genome assembly.